AUGGCGAACUCAGUGGUUCAGUUGGGCAACGACGAAUUCUCGCGCGCCUUCCUUCGGCCAUCACACAUCAACGUGCGAGAAAAGCGUGUCUCCCUCGCUCCUUUCUCCUCACUCAAGCACGCACGCAACAUGGACGAGACCGAAAUCUCGCAACUGUUUAUUUCGGCAGUCAACAGACAUCACCUCAUACCAGGAUCAGUGCUUGUUCAAAAUGCUCACAAGCUGUCUUGCCCCGCUGCCGAAGGGGCACAGCGCGGAAUUAGCGCCUCAAUCAUCCGCUCUCUUCAUGUCCCCAGGCGCGGACAAGCUCAUUGGGCAGACCAGAGGGUGCCGGUGUAUUUCUUCCCCCGUGUCCCUGAUGCGGAUCCUUUCGCAGGCGCGGAGAAGAAGAACGAUAACACCGAGGCUGGACGCGAGCGUAAAUGGCGACUCGAGCAAAUGUCUGAAGCAGCGGAGCGUCUUUUCUCCGCUCAGCAUCGCGUCUUUCUCUUCAUGAUCGUCAUCUUCGGGCGGAAAUUCAGGCUCAUCCGCUGGGAUCGUGCAGGAAUAAUUGCGACACCUCCGACAGACUACUAUGAGCAACCUGGCAUAUUAUGCGACUACCUGCGGCGGCUCUCUCUUCUUGACGACGCCUCCCUCGGAUUCGAUCCUACCGCUACUCGCGUUCUGAGUCGCGAUCCCGACUUCCUCCGCAUGGAUGUCGCCGCAACGCUGAACAACCAGGACCUCGAUCACUUCAAAUGUCAUGCGGAGGAAGGCGAAGUCGGCGGACCCCAUGUUUUUCGAUACGUACGCUCAAUGUUUCGAGACAGUCUCUCGUCAGACUGGCCGCGCUACAGACUACAGGUGCCAGACGGUGACAGCAUGCGCGACUACCUCGUGGGCAAACCCGUGGUUCAUGGCUCUAAUGUCUUUGGUCGUGGGACGCGAGGAUACGUGGCCUUUGACUGCCGAACUGGUUGUUUCGUAUGGCUCAAGGAUGUCUGGCGCGCGUCCGUGAUGGUCGCUGAACGGGAGGGCGAUGUCCUCCGUGAGCUCAACGAGGCUGGGAUCGAGAAUGUCCCGACCCUCGUAUGUCAUGGCGACGUCGGCGACCAAGCGACUGUUACCGACCUGUGGUGGUCGCGGGGACACACUACAAGCCCGACGUCGCCCUCGUCAUCAGCGUCGACGUCACCUUCUUCCACUGGUAGAAAACGCAAGAGAGCAGCUAGGCACCACAGCGAUAACGGUGUUUCGCGCUUUAGGAGUCGACAGGCCCCUUCUGCAAAUGCCAAUCCACCUUGUCCUCUGCGACGCCACACGCAUUAUCGCGUCAUCGUGAAGGAGAUCGCUCUGCCACUCAAGAAUUUUCAGCGUGGGAAGCAACUGGCCUCUAUCGUUCUCGAUUGCCUACGCGCUCACCAUCAGGCGGCCACCAAUCCCGCGACCAUGCGCCUCCAUCGAGACAUCAGCGGGGAGAAUAUUCUCAUCUACCCUAGGGUCAGACAGGAGAAGGACGGAAGGGGUCACUCGAUAGUCUGGACGGGUCUCCUUAUCGAUUGGGAACUCUCCAAGCAUGGAGACUCUGAGAAUGUGCCGACAUCAGAAGGUCGCAUGGGCACCCACGAGUUCAUGUCCGUUAAUCUGUUGGGGAACUUACAUGAUCCCGUCAAAAUCUCCGACGAGCUAGAGUCAUUUUUUCACGUCCUUGUCUACUAUUCCGUCCGUUACCUGCGCUCCAACUGCACCAGUCCCAACUCCUGGCUAGACAACUACUUCUAUUUUUGUGGCUUCCCGAACGCCUACACCGGCGCGCUCAAGUCAGUAGCCAUCAAGCAGCACGGGUACCUCAGUACGCUAGUGCCCGAGGGACCUCUGCUCUUCGACAGUCCGAUGGACCAGCUUCUCGGAACCCUCAUCAAGAGCUUCAGGGCACACUACAAAAUCAUGUAUCAUGAAGCCCUCAAUGCCCCUACUCCCUCUUUCGCCUCUUCGUCAUCGUCAGGAACGGAAAGCCAGAAGGCCGCCCGCGCCGCUGCUCUUGCGAUCUUUGCCGUCGAGUCGAUGGUCCCUGUGACCGUCCUAGAGGAUGACCCAGAAUUUGCAGAGUAUGAGGCGAACAAACAACCAAUCGUACAUCCAGACAAGACGCCCACGGAGGAAGACCGGCAACUAGCGAGUCGUGUCGCGGACCAUUCCUUCGCACUCGACUUCAUUUCUCAGUUGCUCCACCGAAAUGACUGGCCAGACGACGAUCGCAUACCCCAAUGUCCCGCUCCGCCUCCACCUGCGCACGAACCUGACGUCGAACCCGACGUUGAGGAACCUGCGCCCCCCACCAAACGUCGUCGCACAACAGGUCCUAAGGAGAAGACAGCGAGUCCUACGCGCGCAGGUACCGAAGUCCGUCGUACCCGCAGUAGAACGCGCGCUGCUGCUGCUGCUGCUGCCCAAAAAGGCCCUAUACGACGUCGUAAGACCUAGGGUGAGAAACAAUGGGGUCGCCUUCCACUGCUCGUAUCGACGCUCAAACACC
This is a messenger RNA of Dichomitus squalens LYAD-421 SS1, 2518 nucleotides long. RefSeq lists its product as uncharacterized. The transcript is spliced from 4 exons. NCBI's taxonomy places the organism in Eukaryota, Fungi, Basidiomycota, Agaricomycetes, Polyporales, Polyporaceae. The record is from RefSeq and is a predicted model, not a curated record. The coding region runs from base 1 to 2466 and encodes 821 amino acids.